UAAUGUUUGUUAAAAAGUAAAUGUUUAAUCUUAUUUGAUGUCAGUGGGGAAAAAGGAAUGUGGAUUACUGGUCUUUAUUGUCAUUUGCAUGCUGCUUUCCAUACAGAAGAAGAAAAGCAAGUAACUUAAGACAACUGUCACAAAACAUCCACCACACACCAUUCAGAGACACCUUUAAACACGCUUUGCACAGCUACUGUAACAAAAGUUUAAUUCAGAAGUUAAUUUUUAGUAACCUCUAUUAUUGCUGAACAUAGGACUCAGGAAACAUAAGCUUCAUAGCAGCCAUGGAAAAUGUCAUAAAGCUAAUGAUUCUUGCAGGACUUUGUUCUCUUUGUCUCUGUGUGUAUCAGUACCAAUAUGUCUUAUUCCACACUCCAAAAACCUGGACGGAGGCGCAGAGCUACUGCAGGGAAACGUGCAUUGACCUGGCCACCAUGGAAGACAUGAAUGAGAUGGAUAUGGCUCUUCAAAGUGUUGGAGAUGACUACAGUGAUGCCGUAUGGAUUGGGUUGCACAGAGGAAGCGACUCAAACUGGCACUGGUCUAUAGCAGACAAAGAUUUCUACAAUGAUGGAGAAAAAAAUCACCUAAUAUGGAGCUCAUUAGGUGCCGACAACUGUGGUGGUUACGAUUCUGGAAAACUUUUUACAGUCUCUUGUCCUGUUACCAAAUAUUCAGUCUGCUUUGAUAGUUCAGAACAGGGAGCAGCUCAGUACAUCCUCAGUCCACAGCCGAUGACUUGGACCACUGCUCGAGAUUUCUGCAGAAGAAAUUACACAGACCUGGUCAGCUUGAGGAAUGACGCAGAAUACGCAACAGUCCAGAAAGUAGCCAAUGGAAAUUCAGUAUUUGUUGGUCUCUUCAGAGACCCCUGGGUUUGGUCAGACCUGACUGACUCUUCACUAAGGUACUGGAGGCAAUCCCAACCAGUAUAUACAAAAACCAGUGAAUAUUGUGUUGCUUUGCUGAAGAAUGAAUCUGGUAAAUGGGGAGACAGGAAGUGCACAGAAAUGCAGCCUUUCCUCUGCAAAUGCAAAAAAUCUAAUCUGCAGAUUGUGAAACUGGGGAUCAGCCUGCAGGACUCAACUUUAGAUCUGAAUGACCCUACAGUGCAAAACAGCAUCUUGGAGCAAAUGAAGCAAAGGCUGAGUGAAAAUGUGAAUGAUGUCAUCCAUGUUAACUGGAAAAAACACUCAGAUGGAAGAGUUUUCAUCAAGGAAACAGAGAAACACAACCCAUGAGAGGAAUACAGCAGGACUGCUAAGAUUCUGACUUGAAGAUGUAAAAGCCCACCAACCAGGGUGGUAGCAAAAAAAACAACAUUUUGCUGUAGCUGAUAACGCUUUAAUAAUUUUCUUUUUUUCCAGCAAAAAUACCAUAUUUUAGAAACAAUGUGAUGAUUAUCCUAUUUAUUGUUGCUGUUAAAUAUCAGAAGUAAUAAGAAUGUAGAAACUUAUACACAAAAAAUUGUCUCAAUUACUAUUACAACUAAAUGGUUUUAAACACAAUCUUUGUAUUCCUUGCUGUCUAUUUGUGUUUUAGGUGCAUAAAAAGUUAAUUUCAGAUUUUUGUGAAACUCAUCUACCCGAAUUACUAAUAAGUUUCGUUCUUGUUAUCUUCUAUGUUUUUCUAAAGGAUGCAUUAAUAUUUAAGUCGGCUUACCUAGCAUAGCAUUAUGUGAAUUUAUAUUCUACUAUUUGUUUUUUUGCUUGAGAAACCUACAAAAAUAAAAGUUAAUCAAGUAACUUA
Xiphophorus hellerii (green swordtail) is the source of this 1752-nucleotide messenger RNA. RefSeq names its product macrophage mannose receptor 1-like. Bases 288 to 1244 code for a protein of 318 amino acids. The transcript is spliced from 6 exons. Lineage: Eukaryota; Metazoa; Chordata; Actinopteri; Cyprinodontiformes; Poeciliidae. The record is from RefSeq and is a predicted model, not a curated record.